Camellia sinensis is the source of this 564-nucleotide messenger RNA. NCBI's taxonomy places the organism in Eukaryota, Viridiplantae, Streptophyta, Magnoliopsida, Ericales, Theaceae. The record is from RefSeq and is a predicted model, not a curated record.
AUGGAGGAUGGAGGAUGGAAUCCGGUGAUAAGAAGAAGACGAGUUGCAAACCAAUACAGUAGAUCGGUGGAGUAUGGAGUGUAUACUCUCUUUGUGGAUGACAUCCCAAGCUCAAUGACUCCAGAGGGUUUGUACAUGUUGUUUAACAACUUUGGUGUUGUAAAGGACGUUUUUAUCCCGUCCAAAAGACGGAAAUCGACGGGGUCGAGGUUUGGCUUUGUGAGGUAUGACUGUAAGGUAGCUGUCGAAAUGGCGGUGAUGAAGGGUGAUGGCCUAUGGUGCGAUAACAAGGCCCUGAAAGUAAAGAAAGCAGAGUUCAAAAAAGGGGAGUUCAAGCAGCAUACAAUGACCAACAGAGGAGAUGGUCCGAUGACGCAGCGUCCACAGAAGAGUUUUGGGCAUAGAAGGAUGGAUGUUUCAGGUCGAAGAUCAUUUGCAGAAGUCGUCCAGAGUGGUGGCAGAAAUGAGAAGAUGAAGAUGGUUGUACAGGCAUUCGAAGUCGGAAAUGGAUGGCUUUAUGACAGUGUAAUUGUAAGGUUGAAAUCAUUUUUUUUCCUUCGAUGA